AUGGGAACAAAUUUGAAAAUUCGAAAGACCGGAUUCCUGAUCGAAGGAGCUCGAAAUGGCCCACAGCGCAUCCCAGUCGAGGCCAUCGAAACCAUGCUGGGCAAUGGGGAGACUGGCUGUAUCCCUGCUGUCAUUAUUACCGUAUUUACUCUUGCUGCUGUUGAGAAGCUUCUCCAAAAAGAUCUCCAGAACCGCAACGCAUCGGGUCGCCGAGUCGGCUAG
Messenger RNA from Penicillium argentinense, 222 nucleotides. RefSeq lists its product as uncharacterized. The transcript has a single exon. NCBI's taxonomy places the organism in Eukaryota, Fungi, Ascomycota, Eurotiomycetes, Eurotiales, Aspergillaceae. Bases 1 to 222 code for a protein of 73 amino acids. The record is from RefSeq and is a predicted model, not a curated record.